Messenger RNA from Daucus carota subsp. sativus, 2930 nucleotides. RefSeq lists its product as uncharacterized. Gene Ontology annotation, biological process: protein phosphorylation. Gene Ontology annotation, cellular component: chloroplast. The record is from RefSeq and is a predicted model, not a curated record. Lineage: Eukaryota; Viridiplantae; Streptophyta; Magnoliopsida; Apiales; Apiaceae. The transcript is spliced from 13 exons. Gene Ontology annotation, molecular function: ATP binding; protein kinase activity. The coding region runs from base 136 to 2541 and encodes 801 amino acids.
ACAGAGACCCCCAAUUCAUAUACUAACAAACAUCUUGUUCACUUUACUCCCCUCCUUUCACUUAAACUCAUCUCCCCCCCUCUCUCUCUCCCCCCCUCUCUCUCAAUACUUAAGUUUAAAGCUCGAAUCUUGGCCAUGGACGCAGCAUCGCAGCUCGGUUACUGCGGAAUCGAGCCUCUCCGUCGCACAUUUUCCACCACUAAAACCUCCUCGCUACUUCACCUUUCGGUUCCGAGAAGAAAUCGGAAGCUUUCGAGGCGUAAUCGCCUCGAUGUUCGCGCCGUUGCCACGGAGCCUAAACCUACCGCCACAAAAACCUCCGGCACCGGCUCUUCCACCUCUCCGGCGAGUAGUAAACCGGUCAAUGGAUCCUUUAAUUCCACUAUUAACGGUUCUUCUACGAGAAUGGAGACAGUUUCUCAGGAAAUCAAGAGAGUCAGAGCUCAAAUGGAAGAAAAUGAGGACUUGGCAAUACUAAUGAGAGGACUUCGUGGUCAAAAUUUAAGCGAUUCUCAGUUUGCUGAUGAUAAUAUUCAGCUCCGUUUAGUUGAGGUUGAUGAAAGUAGUGAGUUUCUACCUAUGGUGUACAAUCCUGACAGCAUCUCCACAUACUGGGGAAAACGACCACGUGCUGUUGCAACUCGUAUUAUGCAGUUAACAUCUGUUGCUGGAGGAUUUCUUUCACGUCUUGCCUGGGAUGUGAUAAAUAAAAAAGUUAAAGAGAAUGAAGUUACUCGAGCGAUUGAGUUAAGAGAGAUUGUAACCUCUUUGGGUCCCGCAUACAUUAAACUUGGCCAAGCAUUGAGCAUUAGGCCUGAUAUACUUUCUCCUUCAGCAAUGACUGAGCUGCAAAAGCUCUGUGAUAAGGUUCCAUCAUAUCCAAAUGACAUUGCUAUGGCUCUUAUUGAGGAGGAGCUCGGUCAGCCGUGGUAUAACAUCUACUCCGAACUUACUUCCUCGCCAGUAGCUGCAGCCUCACUUGGGCAGGUGUAUAAGGGACGCCUCAAAGAAAAUGGAGACUUGGUAGCUGUUAAGGUACAAAGGCCUUUUGUUCUUGAAACCGUGACUGUUGAUUUGUUUAUCAUCAGGAACUUGGGAUUGGUACUUCGUAAGUUUCCUCAGAUAUCCGUCGAUGUGGUUGGAUUGGUUGAUGAAUGGGCAGCUCGAUUUUUUGAGGAGCUUGAUUAUAUUAAUGAGGGUGAAAAUGGUACAAUAUUUGCAGAGAUGAUGAGAAAGGACCUUCCACAGGUUGUUGUUCCUAAAACAUACACAAAGUAUACUUCAAGAAAGGUUCUUACUACACAAUGGAUAGAAGGAGAGAAGCUCUCUCAAAGUACUGAAAGUGAUGUUGGGGAGUUGGUUAAUGUUGGAGUCAUAUGCUACCUGAAGCAGUUGCUUGAUACAGGUUUCUUUCAUGCUGAUCCGCAUCCUGGAAAUAUGAUUCGCACUCCAGAAGGAAAGCUGGCUAUACUUGAUUUUGGCUUAGUCACAAAAUUAACCGAUGAUCAAAAAUAUGGAAUGAUUGAAGCUAUUGCUCACCUCAUUCAUCGAGAUUAUGGUGCUAUCGUGAAGGACUUUGUCAAACUUGAUUUCAUUCCUGAAGGAGUAAACUUGGAACCUAUAUUGCCUGUUCUGGCAAAGGUCUUUGAUCAGGCUCUUGAGGGCGGUGGGGCAAAAAACAUCAACUUUCAAGAAUUGGCAUCAGAUUUAGCACAGAUCACGUUUGACUAUCCAUUCAGGAUACCUCCUUAUUUUGCGCUUAUUAUUAGGGCAAUCGGAGUGCUAGAAGGCAUAGCUUUAGUGGGGAAUUCUGACUUUGCUAUUGUAGAUGAAGCAUACCCAUAUAUUGCGCAGAGGCUCCUUACUGAUGAAUCUCCACGUCUAAGGAGCGCUUUGCGCUAUACUAUAUAUGGAAGGUCAGGAGUUUUUGACGCGGAACGAUUUAUAGAUGUAAUGCAAGCCUUUGAAAGUUUCAUAACCGCUGCUAAAAGUGGAGGAGGAGAAGAGCUGAGUGGGGACAUGGCUGGGCUGGGAAUCGUGCAAAGCCAAACAAACUUUAUGUCUCUUGGAUUUCCGUCAAGUGUAUCUCAGACACAGCCAAUUCAAACAAGAGCAGCUUUGGCUUUUAUUCUGUCUGAAAAGGGAAACUUUUUUCGAGAGUUUCUCUUGGAUGAGGUAGUGAAGGGCAUUGAUGCAAUUACCAGACAACAGUUGGUGCAAGUGAUGGCACUUUUAGGAAUCGGAAAUACUGCUCCAGUUUUCAGCAUGGUUCCAGCAUUUGGUUCCAUGAGACCUGUAGGACUUUUACCAACAAUAACUGAAGAGGACAAAAUCAUUUUAAACAAUGUUCAAAAAAUUGCUGACUUUCUAACUUCUGGAGCAUCAACACCAAGAUCAUCCAAUCAGGUGGAGAAUAUUAGACAGGCGAUUCAAGAGCUGCUUCCCUUAUUACCAGGUCUCUCGACCACGGUACUUCCAGAGGUCCUCAAUCGGUUAUCUCAAAGAGUGGCAGCACGUAUCCUUCGUGAUGUAUUCUUGUGAAUUCAACACAAAUUAGAUAAUGUGCACGCAUUGCAGCUGCAAAGGAUGUUUGGGAUAAAUGUACGAGUGGAACUUGGCUUCUGAAUUUACGAGUACCGAUAUCGUUCUCCAAAGCAGACCAGCCAGAGUUUGGAUAACAUUUUUUCCAGAGGAUCACCCAUGAUGCCCGACACUCCACAGAUGUGCAUAUCUCUUGUACAUGUUAAAUAUAUAGCCUAUAUAAAUUUAAGUAUAUAUCAUAUAUAUUCAGUCUGCAGCUAAACUAAUGCAGAAAGUAAUUUUGUAAGAACUGCAAUUUGUAAAUUACUUCUUGUAAAGUUUAGAAAGUAAUAAAAUUUAGACGAACAAAAUUUUCUUGAAAAUAAAACGCGUGUUCAUCAGUUCAUGCA